This is a messenger RNA of Anopheles moucheti, 1950 nucleotides long. Its product is annotated as T-complex protein 11-like protein 2. NCBI's taxonomy places the organism in Eukaryota, Metazoa, Arthropoda, Insecta, Diptera, Culicidae. Gene Ontology annotation, biological process: signal transduction. The transcript has 3 exons. Bases 99 to 1592 code for a protein of 497 amino acids. The record is from RefSeq and is a predicted model, not a curated record.
UCUUGUGGUGUAGUGUGUUCGUGUGGGCUAAACCAAGUGUACAGCUGAACCGACAACCUUCAAACGUUCAGAAGAAGAACAUUUAUCUGGAACACAACAUGCCGGAUAACACGGGACGUGAUGCUCGCAUGAAAAAGGAGGACCUUCCUACCGGGGAGGACAACAGGAAGCAGAUCAUGGAUAUGUUGACGAAACUGAUGAAAGACGCUAGCCUCAACGAUGAAAACGCGCGUGUGAUUGGUUUCGUGGUGCCCGCCACGGAUAACGAGCCGGAAAAGUUUGUCCAGCUGUCCGAUUUGGAACGUUCACUCGAAGACAUGGCACUGGUGCACGAAAUUGCCAUCAACGACAAGUUUAAGUUGAAAUCACCGCAACCGAAUACGUUGAUGUCCACGGUACAGAAAACGAUGCGCGAUACGUACUGGAAUAUGUUGCGCGCAGAGCUUUCUCAGAGUCCGCCAUGCUACACGAUGGUGAUCCACCUGCUGCUGGAUAUAAAAGAAGCAUUUAAAGCGCUGCUGACCGGCAACAAUGAUCGGGCGCUGCAGGCCAUUCUGCUCGUGCUGGAUGAGAAUAAUAUUCGCCAGCUAGCAGAUGAUCAUGGCAGUGCCUUGCUGAAAGACAACGCACAGUUCAUCAUCAAAAUCAUGGCCAUGGCUUGCUCUCCUGCGCGUGACGCCGAGGUUGCAGCAUUGACGCGCGAAACCGAACCACUCACACAGCUCCGCGGUAUUAUGGAGGUGCUGGAUAAUAUGAAGCUUGAUAUGGCCAACUUUGUGUUGGCAAACACCCGGGCCCAGUUCGUGCGCUACUCAGUCGAGUACGAGCGCAAGAAAUUUGGCGAUGUGCAGUCCAUCUGCAAAAGCAACUUUCCCGAUACCAUGGCAUGGUUGAAGCGUAAUAAACCAUCUAAGAUGGAUAAACCUUCAGUCGAAGGUGAGGAAGCGGCUGGUGGUUCGUCCGUCCGGCAGGAGGCACGCACGAUCCAGCUGAACGAUGUUCAGAUGCCGGAUUACUAUAUCAAUGCGUACCAGGAGUUUCUUCAGCCGGACACAACGUACCCAAUUCCAGAGCUGCUGAAGCUGGACCAUGAGCGCAUGGUGCAAUUGAAGGAGCGGGCCUUGCGCAUAUGUACGUGCGCAACCGUAAUGCAGCUGACUAAUACGUUCUUUUGUAAACCUGCCAACUAUCCGCAACGCCAAGAUUUGGCUGCCAAGUUGGCCAUCAUCAGCACGGACUAUCCUGCAAAAACCGAACUUAAGGAAUUAUUGCAACAUCUCUGGCUGCAGGUGCGGGUCAGCAUCAUCGACCAGUUAACAAAAGAACAGCAAGAUGACGCGACAGCCAUGCUGCAGAACAAUAUUUUAGCCAUUGACAGCAAGAUGCCGGUGUAUAGCCUCCUUUGGCGUAAGCUGAUGAUUUAUCUGAAGGCACUGGUAAUGGCCGAAAAGGAGGAAAACGUGGCUUUCCCUGACACCUACGUCGACUAUCGUCCGGAAACGGCACAGGUUGCAGGACUUUUCAAACGGAUCGUUACACAUAACUUUGAGGUGUACGGCAACUUUUAUCAAAAAUCUAUGCAGGAAUGUUAACUAUUUAAUUACUUUUUUUUUACUCCAAAUAAUUGUUUUUUAAUGAUGAGAUUGAAGAUUGCUUAACUAACACGUUAACAACACGUUACCGUAAGAAUACGAACAACAACAAAGGAAACGAAGAAUUUGGAGGUGAAUUGUACGAGGAGUUGAAUCGUUUUGCCCCUUUAGAUUAUUUUCUCUCUCUCAGCAUUGAUUUCAAUAAACAUAUAUAUAUAUAUAUAUUUGCAGUGUAUUAGUCGCACUGCCGGUUAGUUAACACACGUUUCCUUGUAAGUAUUAUUAAUUAUUUGAAGAUCAACUUGGGCAAGAUGUGAUAUAAUGUAUCAUAAUGGAUCUAUAUAUGAAUUAAAUAAAC